Phytophthora nicotianae INRA-310 is the source of this 528-nucleotide messenger RNA. RefSeq lists its product as hypothetical. NCBI's taxonomy places the organism in Eukaryota, Oomycota, Peronosporomycetes, Peronosporales, Peronosporaceae. The record is from RefSeq and is a predicted model, not a curated record. The transcript has 2 exons. The coding region runs from base 1 to 528 and encodes 175 amino acids.
AUGUGCUCUUGUGAGAGGGACAUCGUCACGCCAUGGUGCAAGAUGUGCAAGACGAUGAACCGGAGCGAAAAUUUGAUGAAUCGACCGCACUGCUACAGGUGCUACAGCAAGAUUAACCCCGUUGGGGUUAAGAACUAUCGCGUUCGAGAGCAAGCCUUCAUGGAUGAGCUGUCGGCGUUUCAUCCGGUCAUGCAGCUAAACAAGACCAUCCCGGGUGGACAUGCGGCUUAUAACUCGACUGGAGAGGUCAAACGAAAUGAGGACACUCUCAAGGAUAUCAAGUGCAAAUCGGUAGUUUUUGUUCGACUCAACCCGGACAAGUGCACGCCCAACAACGGUAAGGUCUGGCAUUCCGUGUUCACGUUUGCCCAAGACAGAAUAAAGACCGACGCAGACGAAUUUCAGCGUCGUUUCAAGGUGCUGGUGGCGGCAGUGGAGCGUGCAGUAAAGACGACACCCAAAGCGGUUGAAAAAGCGUUUAUCACGAUGGAAGAGCUGUUUCUCAACGGCUUCGCAGGUCUCAAGUAA